Gryllus bimaculatus (two-spotted cricket) is the source of this 327-nucleotide messenger RNA. The record is from the annotation of a GenBank genome assembly. NCBI's taxonomy places the organism in Eukaryota, Metazoa, Arthropoda, Insecta, Orthoptera, Gryllidae.
GCCAGUUCCGGCAGCGGCGGCUGGCCCAUGAGCGUGUGGCUCACCCCCGACCUGCUGCCCGUCUACGGCGGCACCUACUACCCGCCCGAGGACCACGAGUCCGGCAUGCCCGGCUUCCGCACGCUGCUCAAGGUGCUGCAGACGCAGGUGCCGCCCGAGUGCGCCGAGCGCUGCCUGCGCGCCUUCGCCCACGAGUUCGAGGCCGAGUUCGGCGGCUUCGGCUACGCGCCCAAGUUCCCGCAGGCGCCCGUGCUCGACUUUCUGCUGCACGAGUACGCGCGCGCCCCGGCCUCCGACGCCGGGCGGCGCGCGCUCGCCAUGUUAUAA